This is a messenger RNA of Lathyrus oleraceus (garden pea), 1359 nucleotides long. RefSeq lists its product as uncharacterized. NCBI's taxonomy places the organism in Eukaryota, Viridiplantae, Streptophyta, Magnoliopsida, Fabales, Fabaceae. The coding region runs from base 1 to 1359 and encodes 452 amino acids. The transcript has 4 exons. The record is from RefSeq and is a predicted model, not a curated record.
AUGACACUCCAAUUUGCCGAUCAUUCAGUCAAGAAACCGUAUGGCAUAGUUGAAGACAUUCUGGUAAAAAUUGAUAAGUUUGUUUUUCCGGUGGAUUUUGUAAUUCUCGAAAUGCCGGAAGAUGAAGAGUUGGACCUUGAGAUCAAAGAAAAUGAAGUGAUUAGAGAAGAAGUAGCAGCACUGAAACCAGUGGUGAAAGAAACAUGCAUUGAGCCUAAACCGGUUGUUAAACUCCCUUUCCCCACUCGGAACAAGAAAAAAGGGCAACAUGAGAUUUUUUUUGAAAAGUUCUUAGAGUUGUUCAAGAAGCUGGAGAUUAAUAUUCCGUUGUUGGAGGCACUUGAACAAAUGCCUACAUAUGCUAAGUUCAUGAAGGAUAUCAUUUCUAAGAGGCAUACCGCCGACAAUAACCCAAUUAUCCUCACUGAAAAUUGUAGUGUUAUUUUGCAGGGUAUGAAGAUUCCUAUAAAAAAGAAGGAUCGUGGAGUUGUCACUAUCCCAUGCACUAUUGGACAUAGGUCAUUCAACAAAGCUCUGAUUGAUCUCGGAGCUAGUGUGAGUCUCAUGCCAUUAUCUAUCUACAAAAAGAUGGGUUGUUACAAAGAGAUCCCUCUCAUUAUGGGGAGACCCUUUCUAGAGACGGGUUGGUGCUUAAUAAACAUAGAAGAAGGAACAAUGACACUAAAAGUUUAUGAUGAAGAAUUAAAAAUCGAUGUUCGAAACACCAUGAGUUACAAGGAUGAUAUUUGUACAAGUCACACUAUAGAGGUUCUGGAUCAAGUGACGACAUUUGAUAACCUUCUGCCUACACCCCAAUCACCUUUGGAGAGAGUGUUGAGUUUGUCCAUUUUCGAGUCGGAUAAAGAGGUAUAUAACAAAGACUCUAAAGUGCUUGCCUUGUUGGACACACAAACCUCGUGGAAAGGAUCUAGACCACGCCGGUGGGAAGAUUUACGCCUACCUCCAUCUAGUGAGGAGAAUGAAGAACUUAAGAAGGAAACAGAGUUGAAACAACUUCCUGACAACCUCAAAUAUGUCUUUCUCGAACCUGAAGGGAAAUGUCCUGCUAUCAUAAACUCGAGCCUUCAGGACAUCCAAGAAGAAAAGCUCAUCCAAGUCUUGAAAAAGUACAAAAAUGUUAUUGGAUGGAAAAUUGAAUAUUUAAAGAGUAUUAGCCCUACUGUUUGCAUGCAUAAAAUAUUAAUGGAAGACAACCACAAGCCAGUAGUCCAACCGCAGAGGAGACUCAACCCGACAAUGAAGGAAGUGGUUCAAAAAAAGGUUCCAGAAAACCAAUCUAAUUCUGAACUGGGAGAAAUGUCAUUUCAUGGUUCGCGAGGGGAUAGUUUUGGGACAUAA